CAGAGGAGCCUCCGGUGCGAUAACAUCUCACGGUCUUAAACAAAUCCUUUAAAUUGCGGGGGGGCUUGAGGGCUUUGGAGCCGCAAACCUUAUGGUAGGAAUUAAAGUUUGUACUCAGCCGACAUGCAAAUACUAGAUAUUUUGACAAGAUAUUCCUUCCUGAGUAUUGAAUGUGCCUGUCGCCUCAAAGGCCCCACGGCCUUCCGGAUGGGUGCCACACAAACACCCAGGGACGGUCCGUGCACUGAGUCAGUUCUUGCACGUUUGUAACUCCUGUAGGACCAGGACCAGGCCUGUUGCCUCACGUUGCCUGAACUGUCAGCUUGCAUUGACAGGUACAGCUAAGCCAUGGAGCCCCGUUUUUAGCACUCACAGUGACCACUUGCCUUCUGUCUUUUGCAGGCGAGCUGAAGCGGAGUUGUGAACGAUGGCUGUGGCCCUGAGAUGCUUCCGACAGCUGCAGUCCCUGCUUUAUCGUUCUUCGUUUGCAACAAGGGGGCUGCCACAGGCUCCCGCAGGCUGCCUGGCCCCACUCCUGAACGGCUGCAGGCGCUGUGUCCACCCAGUGAUGCUGACUAGACAGCUAGCUACUAAAAAAGCUAAAGGUAAAGGGCAGACUCAAGCCAAAGUGAAUAUUAGUGCUGCCUUAGUUGAGGAUAUUAUCAACUUGGAAGAAACCAAUGAAGACAUGCAGGCCGUGGUAGAAGCCUUGAAAGAAGAUUUCAGCAGAAAUCUCAAUAUUAGAACCUCACCAGGGGCCUUUGAUCACAUAAUUGUGGUGACAAAAGAUGGGAAGUUUCCACUGAACCAGCUUGGGCAGAUCUCACAGAAAUCACCUCAGCUUGUUGUAGUGAACAUGACCAAUUUUCCAGAGAGUACAGCUGCAGCUAUGAAGGCUAUAAGGGAAAGUGGAAUGAACCUAAACCCGGAAGUAGAUGGGACAAUAAUUCGGGUACCAAUUCCUAAGAUAACGAGAGAGCACCGGGAAAGCCUCGCGAAGCUUGCCAAACAGUCCACCAACAAAUCCAAAGAUGCCUUGAGAAAGGUGCGAAGCAAGAGUGUGACUCAAAUAAAGAAGUUCAAGAACAAAGUGUCUGAAGAUACUAUCUGGCUGCUAGAAAAGCAGAUCCAGCAAAUGGCAGACAGUGCUGCAGCAGAGAUGGACAAGCUGCUGGCAGCGAAGACCAAGGAGCUGCUUGGAUAAACAGCAUCCCUAUGGACACACUCCCCCCUACCAGCAAGACUGCACUGGCCCACACCCCACUGGCCAUUCCCGCCCAGAGUUGAGCAGCCUCAGGUGAUGGGCAUGGACAGCUCUCCCAGCCCUCCAGAACAGAUCUGUGCUUUGGUCGCUCAAACUGCUGAUCUUCAGUUGUGUUGGAAGGAUGGGGGAACUCUCCUUGCUCUUACUUAUUCGGGUGAAGAACAAAAUUAGGUGAAACAAGAUUAAAAAUAAAAUAAGAAAGACUGGAAGCUGAUGGAAGGAUUCCCACAGCAGAAGCUGACAUACAGGAGGUGAGGCUGCCCUCAGGCAUUAAUCCAGCAAGAACUGGCAAGGCUUAAACCAUCCAGUGUUUGACUUCUCCAUCAGUUUGCCUCAUUCUGGACCUGCCCAGAGCCCAGCUGCAGGCUCGCCUCACUCCCCGGCCUGUUUGCAGCUCUCGAGCCUGACAGUGACGGAACAAGGGAUGCAAGCAAGGGGAACCUUCCCUUCCACUGCCCUGCUGUGAACCUUGUCAUAUGUUUUUGCCUGAAAUAAAGUCAAAAUGCAACGUGGAGGAACAGCCUUUGGACAGCCAGUUCACUCAAGUUCACUCUUCUCAGAAGAGCAGUUGCCCAUUGCCGUUGCCAGCGCAGUUUUCUACAGCCUUUCCAGCAAGUGCUCCAGGAAAGCGUGGGGGAGCUCAGCACCAGCCGGUGCACACUGCCAAAGCAGACAUGAGGACCAUGGAUUUGCGAUUCCUUAGACUUUGGUGGGUUUUGUGAAUAAAGAAUUGAAACUAGGGCUGUCAGUAUGGCUAUUUUUUGCCAGGAUGAAGCAUAUGGAAAAAAACAAAAGCCAGCACAAGAGCUUUCUGAUGUGAACAUCGGCCCUGCCCAGCCAGCUACAGCAUGCCCACACGUGCCACUGGUGUCACAUUCUGCAGACCAGAGGGGAGGAAGAGGCAGAAGCCGAACAGGGUCCUGUGCAUGAGGGGCAGCUGAACUCCACGCUAUCAGCAGGUACUUUACAACAGCAGCAAACAGGCUUCCCCGCAGCCUCGGUCAGCAGUAACGCGGAGGGAAGGUGGUCGCUGGCAACCCAGCCCCACUCCCAAAGCACGUGAGUUCAAAGACCACUAAGUGCUCUGCAGUCCUUAAAUAAACAACUCCCAAAAAGUUAGCUUGUGCACAGCGGGGAGGGGGGAGGAUGAAGGAUUUGCUCUGCUAGGGCCCCACAUGUCAACAAUUUCUCCACUUUGUGUAUUUUGGCCAAAGCACCUACCAUGAUAAAUGAAUAAAGGAAAAUGGCGAGCCCAGGGCGGUUACAUGGCUCAGUAAA
This is a messenger RNA of Rhea pennata, 2542 nucleotides long. RefSeq names its product mitochondrial ribosome recycling factor (gene MRRF). The transcript is spliced from 6 exons. Gene Ontology annotation, biological process: translation. Gene Ontology annotation, cellular component: mitochondrion. NCBI's taxonomy places the organism in Eukaryota, Metazoa, Chordata, Aves, Rheiformes, Rheidae. Gene Ontology annotation, molecular function: ribosomal large subunit binding. The record is from RefSeq and is a predicted model, not a curated record. The coding region runs from base 428 to 1204 and encodes 258 amino acids.